Molecule: messenger RNA, 513 nt
Organism: Lichtheimia ornata
Lineage: Eukaryota; Fungi; Mucoromycota; Mucoromycetes; Mucorales; Lichtheimiaceae
Exons: 1
Coding region: 1-513 (170 amino acids)
Source: RefSeq, a predicted model, not a curated record
AUGUUUCAAGAUUUCGGUGCUUUCAUUACUGACGGAUACAUCCGCUCAAGCUGGAUUGCCUUUUUAACCUUAUGGGUGCUUUGGGGCUUCGUCUAUGUCAUUCGUCAUGCCUUUGGUGAUCCCUACAACGCCGUUCCCAACGUCAAUGCUACAGGUGCAGCAGCACCUGCCACCGCUGAUGAAGAAGCUGCAGCAGCCAAAUCGGGCCGUUUUGGAUUCUUGAAUCGCUUUGGUGGUGGAGCUCCAGGUGGUAUUGCUAGCCGUGUUUGGGGUGCUCAUCGUCUUUUGCGCGACAACAUCUUGAUGCUCUUGUCCGUGUUGGUGCUCAACACCUACAGCAGAGGCUCAACUCGUGGCGUCUUCAUUUUGAGCUGGAUUUUCUUCGCUUUCACUGUCUUUUUCGUAAUUGUGGAGCUUGUCAUUGGCCAUCGCUUGAUCCGCCUUGGUUAUAGCAUCAUCUUCUAUGCAUUGGCUCUGGCAAUUGCCGGCCUCGCCUUCCAGAUUGGAUGGUAA